AUGAGCGCCCGUGAAGAUACCAUCCUCCGUCCCAUCGAUCCCUCCAUCACCGACGAGAAUGACUGGCCAGACUUUGACCUGGUGGACGUCAAGGUCCUUCGGCCUGGGAAGAUGCUUUAUGCCAAUCUCCUCGAUGCUACGGAGCAGAAUCCGGUCCAGGUGAUUGGAUGCUUGGACUUGAGAGAGGAUCAAACACACCUACUGCUCGAUACAGACUCUGCGUCCAAACGCGUCAUCAUCGACAAUGUCACUCAUUAUGCAUACGGACAAACCGAGGAUCGGAGCAUUGAGCUCUGGGUGGCCGGCAAAGCGGGCUGGUACAACAUCUCACCAGCCAAGGGCUACGUUCCGACCUUCAAUCGCAUGGUUCAAGCUGUCGAUAUGCUAUAUUAUCUAACGGAUCAACACCAACACGGGAAGCGACAACUGAACCCAUCUUUUAAAAGCCUCUGCGAACAGGUCUGUUCCGUGACCCAGAUCUCUGACAAUGGGGAGAGGCCGAGAUUAACAAAAGCAAUAUAUUGUGAGACAAGGGAACAGGCUGCGGCUGUGUUUGCUGAUCAUGCACAAUUCCUCCUUCGACGAAUGAUCGAAGAUGAUGAUCCUGACGGGGUGGAAUGGAAGAGGACCAAUGUAUUUGUUCAUUUACGUCGCCAAUUCAGUGAUAUCUUCAACCACCUGAUGGAAGAGCGUUCACAAGAAUCCGCGGAUGAAACGGAGCAAAACGGCAUAGAGUCCUCCACCCCACGGCACGAUUCAGCGGCAGUAGCGAAGUCACAGGUGGCAACCAUUUACUCGAUGAUCCAGAAUCUGAAGGAUGAGGGACACCUUGCAAAGCGACGACUGCAUCUUGAUCUAUUGACGGAACGCUUGUCGGAUCGAUACUCUAUGAAUCGAGAGAACGCAAGCAGAAUGAUCGCCGCUAGAGCCGGUGCAGUGAUUGAAUUGUUGGAUGAAGAAGAUUGUCCGGGCUUCCGUUGGUCUCGCUAUGUGAUUUAUCGGGAGCUCACACAAGUUGCCGCACAAGAUCUUGUGCUUUCGGCCGAGCUUCUCAAUCCUUUAGAACCCCUUGAAGACUCGAGCGACGAUGAAGGCCUGCGACACACACAAAAAUCCGUUCUUCGUCCAAAGUUGAACUCUGCGGUUUCGGGAAAGUUGAUGGGGAAACGACACCGUAAUUCCGUCCUCAAUAAGGAUAUUGAAAUGAAAUUCCCUGGUCAGACGAAUGGUGGUGGCGGCGAUGACGAUGACGACGGUGACGAUAAUGAUGAAGAGAUGGAAGGGCCGGAAGACGUUGACACACCGAGCAAGGUUCGUGGACACGAACUAAUAAGGACGCCUCUUUCGAACGGAGGUUCUCGGGGUCGAACUCUGCUCCCGAAUACUGGAUCGGCAGCUUCGUCACUGUUGAGAAGUGUGCUCUCUUCCGAGCAUCACCAGGCACCGUCAUCGGCUACCAAGAAGAGCGAUGAUGGUUCUUCUUCACAUCCGCUCGCCGAAUUGAACAAAAUCUCAGAUAUAUGGUUUUGCCAGAUGCCCGGAUGCUCUAAGACAAUAUCCACCAAGGGAGAACAGCGUCAAACCGAUAUCGAAGCCCACGCCACAGAACACGACUGGGAGGCGCAGAUGCGCAUCGAAGUGAUUGAAACCGAGCGACGUAUGCAUGCCCGGAUGCCAGUGAGCAACCUCAUGCAAUAUUUGCUCAACCAGCACGUGGCGCAAAUGCGCUGUGCUUUUCCCGAAAAAUACCCGCCACAAGGGAGUGAAACUGAGAAGCAAGAAAAGUCAAAGGGCGGCGAAGACAUCAAGCACCAGGACAAAGGGUCCUUGUCGAACGGCCAACAACUUGAACAUGAGGUCCACGAAGGCAAUCAUGUAACGAACUGA
Molecule: messenger RNA, 1887 nt
Organism: Penicillium diatomitis
Lineage: Eukaryota; Fungi; Ascomycota; Eurotiomycetes; Eurotiales; Aspergillaceae
Exons: 4
Coding region: 1-1887 (628 amino acids)
Source: RefSeq, a predicted model, not a curated record